GCAGGACUGGGCCUAGCUACUGCAGCUGACAUGUCCCGGGAAGACAUUGAUCCACCAGAAAGAUGUUUCUGUUACUGAGGAAGUAAGCCCAGAGACAGUGACUAUAGGACCUUGUCCCAGUCUACAAACAUGCCUUGUCUGUAUGGUGAAAGACCCACUCCACUCUGAAGCUGUAAAGCCGUAAAUGAAAUGGCAGUGGAGCAGGAUUUGUGACGAAUUGUAUGACCCGCUGACAAAACAACAGCUUGCAGACUUGUGUCUGAGGAUUGUUCAGUUUUUAUCAGACAAAUUGAUGGAGAUAAUCACCCCAGGGCUUAACAUACUACUGAGCAUACAGCAUUCCUCCACAUCUUCCAGCUCAGCGUCAGACACCUGCUUGAAUGAUGACCAUACUAAUGCUGAGCUGGGGCUUCCAGAACAGCGAGGCUGUCGAAUGCUUUCUGCUAGCUCUCGAAACACGACUCUCUACAAUUCAUCCCGCAGCAUGGAGCAAGAGGAGGAAAAAGAGUGUGAAUUUAAACUUUUGAAGAGUGAGAGUGAUUCCCUGCCUAAGGAGGUACACAGACCAGCCAGUGGUGGAAGCUACAUUCCCGUGACGGCUGUAAGCUCUCAAACCUCUCUGUCUGAGGAGCAGAAAAAGGAAACCGAUUCUGAGUGUCUCCACAUCACUCUCUCGGAGGACACACUCAUCAGCUUUGUGCAGGACAGCCUUGAACACUCCCUCUCCAAACUGAUACGCAUGUCUGAUUCUUCAACCAGAAGCUCUGACUCUACAAAGAUAACCCCUGCUGUCAUGGAAGAGGUGGUUGAAGAUGUCAAGUUGGCUGUGUCUGUGGCUCUUAGGAAUGUCUCCACAAGUCAAACCUCUCGAGUGACACCUGGAAGAAGCAGAGACUCACAGACCAAGAGGUCGAGUUUAACAGGGCAAAUUAUGACGACAAUCUCUGACACAAUUAUGUUUUUUAUUGAUGAGACUGAACAGGGAUUGCUAAAGGAUCUGACCAAGAAGAUCAAGUUUCUUGCAUCGCAAAGUGGCUUCACUGACGAUUUUGAUGCCCUGAUAAAGAAAUAUGAGAACAUCCACAAAAACAUCGAAGCUGGUUCCUCCUGCAACCUCACAUCUAACAGCAUCCAAAAACUAUCUAGCCUGGGGUUCCAAAUGUCAGCAAUAGAAGCAGUGAGUGGAGUUAUUGACAGAAAUGUCAGUAGUUUGACAUUUCUUAGUUCAGUUGUUCAGUCUGAGUUAACCAACUAUGAUCCAAAGUCAGAGUCGGCUCUAUCCAUUGUCCGAUCAAUUCACCCUGGGAGCUCCACAGCAUCAGUAGUUGUUCAGGCUUUUGUGACAGAUAUGAAGUCUUUGGCCAGCUCUAAAGAGAGUCUGCCAGAAAUGAAUGUCUGGUCUGCUGCAGUUCACACCUAUCAUAGGAUCCAAAACCACUUGAGGGAUUAUUUCAACAAGCUUCAACCAUUUGCCCCAUUUGUCCCAUCUAAGGAGAACAACACACAUGCUGAACGUAAGGAGACAGUGCGUCUACCAGGCCUGGACAAGAAAUAUGGGCCUAGCAAGAGUGAGCCUCAGUUCCCAGAGUCUAAUGUUGAGAUUACUCUACGAAGGGCCCUAAGUGAGAACUCUAAACUUCUUUGGACACAUACUGACUCAGAGGAAGACAAGCUCCUUCUAACAACUUGCACCAAAGAAGUUAUCUCUGAGCUUUUGGUCUUGUACAACAGUGAGGUGUCAAACGAGGACCACCUCUCAACUACUGGGCAAAGAGGAUCAGAUGCUUCUAUUGAGAGACAACAAUUUGUAGAGGAUGUUUUGAAUCAGCUUGGGGAUCUAUCCCAUUCCAGGAAAUCAUCCCUUUGUGGUUUCCCCUCUCAAAUUAAAGACAAUAUCGACAGUAAAGCCACAACCUCGUUGACCAGUCUGUCUGAUUGCUUCCAAAAACUCUCCAGCUGGGAAUUUCAAGCAUCAGCAAUAGAAGCAGUGAGUGGAGUUCUUGCCAAAAAAGUCAGUUGUUUGAGCUUUCCAAGGUCAUCAAAUCACUCUGAGUUUACAGACACUGUAUCAACUAAAACAAUACCUUGCAUUGAGAAAACAGAGCCUGGUCUAUCUAUUGUCCAGUCAGUUUACCCCAUGGGCUCGGCAGCGUCUGUCAUUGUUAAUGCUUUUGUGACAGAUAUGAAGUCCCUGGUUGAAUCUGCAGAAAGUUCCCCCACAAAAAGUGUCUGGUCUACUGCAGUUCACACCUACCAUAGGAUCCAAAACCACUUGAGGGAUUAUUUCAACAAGCUUCAACCAUUUGCCCCAAAAAAUAUGGUCCCAUCUGUGGAGAAUGCUGAACGUAAGGAGACAGUGUCUCUACCAGGCCUGGACAAGAAAUAUAGGCCUAGCAAGAGUGAGCCUCAGUUCCCAGAGUAUAAUGUUGAGAUUACUCUACGAAGGGGCCUAAGUGAGAACUCUAAACUUAUUUUUGCACAAACUGACUCAGAGGAAGACAAGCUCCUUCUAACAACUUGCACCAAAGAAGUUCUCUCUGAGCUUUUGGUCUUGUACAACAGUGAGGUGUCAAACGAGGAACACCUCUCAACUACUGGGCAAAGAGGAUCAGAUGUUUCUAUUGUGAGACAACAAUUUGUAGAGGAUGUUAUGACCCAGCUUGGGAAUAUAUCCCAUUCCAGGGAACCAUCACUUUGUGAGGUCUAUAAGGCCACAGCCGACUCAACUAGUGUGUCAGAUUGCGUGAAAAAACUCUCAACUGAGAAGUUCAAUACAAAUGCCUCUGAUGCAGUGAGUGAGUUUCUAGUUAAUAAGUCCACCAGUAGCUCAUCUAGUCCUCAGCCUGCUUCUUCUGUAAAGGCAUCCAGGUCUAGUUCUAUUCUAAACCAGAGCCCCCUGCCAAGUGACAACUAUGCAGAUUCUGCUGCCUUUGGCAUCAUUGAAACAUUUGUGGAGAACCUGCAGAACUUGGCACAAACCCCACAGACAGAGUGUAGAGGCUCUGACCGAUUGGACAAUGCACAGAAGCUACAGGGCAGGAUCUGGUCUGCUAUCACUAGUUCAUAUAACAACCUCAAGAACAGCAUAAAGUGCUUCAGCAUUUGCCAUAAGAGGUCAGACAUGCAGAGCAGAAUCUCCAGCCAUUCAGCCAUAGAUGCCACUGAACAUCUUGGGGAGAACCUUUUUAUGCCAAGCCAUGGGCUGAGACAAGCUAGUAUGCCUCACCUAAUCAGUUUGAGUCGAAAUAUUGCUCUACACAGGGGUGCUAGCGAGAGUUCAAAACUUAUUUGGACUGAAACCGAUAAUGCUUCUCAUGAAAAUAGUCACAAAGAGGAUAUUUCAACUACCUUGACCUCAUCUGACAAUCAGACAUCAAAUGAAGCACACAAUAUAGGGAGAACGAAACCAUCUGAUGUCAACAAGCUUGUAAAUUCUGUUCUGUCUCAGUUGAAGGAUAUCUCCUUAUCGAGGUCCAUAGACAUGUUUGAAUAUUCCCAAGAUCCUCUGAAGCAAACCCCUCUGGUUAGUCCAGAAGGUGUUCAAUCUUCCCACAAUCUUUCAGCAAAGAGCCUUCAGAAACUCUCUAGUCAUGAGUUCCAAGCCAAAGCUGAGCAAAGAGUGAGAUAUAUUCUCUCUAGAUCAUUUAAGCUUAUGGAGGAAGGCAAAACAGAUACACACCUCCAAUCUGUAUCUAGACCCACCAUCUCUACUGAUAUAAUCCAAAACAUGGUGAAAGACCUGCAGGAGCUAAUCCAGCCCAGUAAAUCAGUGGAUAUGGUAUCAGGCACCUCCCUGCUCACAGCUGAGAAAAAAAUCUGGUCCGUAGCUCUUAAUAUCUACAACAGUCUGCAAAGUCAGAUUGACGAAUAUCUCAUGAAAGAUCUGCGAAGAUCAAAUACGACACUCAGUUCGAUGCAUAUCUGUCCGCGUCAAAGCAGACCUGCGACGCAAAGCACCAGUCUCUGUCAACACAGAAGAGUCACACCCGUCGGAAAAGAAAAGGCCUCCGUGACCACUGAGCUCUUGGGAUCCGUGCUGGAGGAUAUGGACAGCCAAAAGGCACGAAACAGCUUUUCUUCACACUCCAUCUCACCAACACCUAUUUCCACAUCAAGCCAGUCCGAAUGGGACUUCUCCUUACCCGGUGCUCCUAUAGAUACGGAGUUACCUGCUCAGAGUUCCGGUCCAAUUGUAAGAAACACCAUCAUUGAGGACUUGUUUUGCACAGAGGAUUUGCUCCCCCCACACUUUGUGGACAAAGUCAGACAAGCUGCUGGGGUCGUAGUGGACAGGAUGGUGGGAGGUGUUAAGAACACCCAGGGAUAUGUCCAUGUUGCUUCUCAUCCUGACGCCCUACGAUCUGCUGUUCAGAAAUGGAGAAGAAUAAUUUCCACUGGGACUAUAAACGUUUUUACAUAUGAAUUUGUGUGUGAGGUUAUAGCUAUUCAAGACAGCGACAGUACUCCACAUGUACUCCUAACACUGAUGCCAGCCAGAAGUGCUUCUGACUCCAUCCUUUUAAGUCUCAGAUGGGGAAAGGAACAGUGCUUAUCCAGGAAGCUCUCCUAUCAUCUCCUCCAUAUAUUUGCUGAAGAGUCAGCGAGGGGCUUCCUAAAACAGUGGUUAGAUGCAUAUGAAGAUGUUGACCUCAAUGUCUCACUCCAAAAUGAACCAAGCAACUUAACCUGCAUGAUCAUUCCUAUUCAGCUCAAUCAAAGCAGGCGAAAGGAUAGUGACACAAUGAAUGAGCUCAUUGAAAUUAUGGUUGACCGAAUGAUGGACGCCAUCUCGGCUGGCUCAAAUCCUCAAAUCACCAAAGGCACUGCGAAAUGUUCCUUGGAGUCCGGGGCUAGCAUAGCUAUCAGUGACUGUCUCAGCUUGUUGUUGGAUAUGAUGAAGGAUGACCGCAGCAAUACUGGACAGCAGAGACCUAAAUUCAAGGCCCAGAAGACCAAAGCCAGGUUGAACCUUCUUCCUAAGUUUUCAAAGUGCACCUUUAACUCAAAGGUUUCCAAGAAAGUAGAACAGGACAUCUGUCCUAAAGAGCCUUUGUGUCUGCCUCAGAACCUUUCCCACAUUGUGUACUUUACAGAGACCAUGACACCAGAGAGGGAAGAUAUUGCAUCUUCUAUUCCAGAUGAAAAGAGGGGUCGUAAACCCUGACUUAAUCAGAAUCUGUAGUGUUGUAAACCGGCCUUUUAAUUAGAAUCUGUGGAGGUAUUACU
Messenger RNA from Esox lucius (northern pike), 5226 nucleotides. RefSeq lists its product as uncharacterized. The record is from RefSeq and is a predicted model, not a curated record. Lineage: Eukaryota; Metazoa; Chordata; Actinopteri; Esociformes; Esocidae. The coding region runs from base 185 to 5164 and encodes 1659 amino acids. The transcript is spliced from 7 exons.